This is a messenger RNA of Anolis sagrei ordinatus, 2468 nucleotides long. It is a transcript of the gene MCL1, whose product is annotated as MCL1 apoptosis regulator, BCL2 family member. Gene Ontology annotation, molecular function: protein heterodimerization activity; protein homodimerization activity. Gene Ontology annotation, cellular component: mitochondrial outer membrane. Gene Ontology annotation, biological process: regulation of apoptotic process; intrinsic apoptotic signaling pathway in response to DNA damage; extrinsic apoptotic signaling pathway in absence of ligand. NCBI's taxonomy places the organism in Eukaryota, Metazoa, Chordata, Lepidosauria, Squamata, Anolidae. The record is from RefSeq and is a predicted model, not a curated record.
CCGUUGGCGGCGCCACUCCCUCUCCACAGCGACGCGACGAGACGGAGCAUCUCGCUGAGGAGAAGGCGGCCGCCAUGUUUAACAAGAAGUCGAUGGUGCUGGUCUGCGGGGGAGCCCCCAGCAUGGCGCCCAACGCCGCCGCCUCGCCCGGAGCCGGAGGAGGCGUCGGGGAAAGCAGCAGCAGCGGCGGCGGAGGGAACAACAAUGGCGGCGAGGAAUCUGCGAAGGCCUUCUUCUCGGAGGGGCGGCGCCCUCUGAUUGGCGGGGGACCCCUGAGCGCGCUGAUUGGCCCUUGCCAGGGGGCUCCGCGGGCGCUGAUUGGCUCUCCCGCUGAGGGAGAAGGAGAGCAGCCAAAAUGGCGCCCGGCCUCCCUCCCGCUGCCUGAGGGAGAGCUCGACGGCUGCGAGGAGGACGAGGACCAGGACGAAGCCGUGCCCUCGUCCACCCCCUCGCCCGACAAAGAGAUGCCCGAGGAGAAAGAAGGCAAAGCGGGGCCCCCGCUCUGCCCCGACCACCUGCGGAAGACCACGCUGGAGGUGGUGGGCCGCUACCUGCGCGAGGCCGGCUCCGAAGGCUCCGCCGGGCCCAAGUUCUCCCUCCAAGGCCUCCUGGGACGCUUCGGGAGCAGCCCCGACGAGGCCGAGGUGGCGCGGGCGCUGGAGACGCUGCGCCGGGUGGGAGAGAGCCUCCGGGAGAAGCACCUGCUCGCCUUCCAAGGAAUGCUGAGAAAGUUGGAAAUCAAGAAAGAAGAGGACUUGACGUCUGUGUCAGAAGUUGCAACAGAAGUCUUCAGAGAUGGCAUAAUAAACUGGGGGCGCAUUGUGACUCUCAUCUCUUUUGGUGCCUUUGUUGCCAAACACUUGAAGAGCAUAAACCAAGAGAAUGCUAUCAACACUUUAAUAGAAAUUAUCACUGAUGUGCUGGUGACGGACAAGAGAGACUGGCUAUUGAAGCAUAAUGCCUGGGAGGGAUUUGUUCAGUUCUUCCAUGUAGAGGACAUAGAAGGUGGCAUCAGGAAUGUUCUGGUGGCUUUUGCCAGUGUGGCUGGAAUAGGGGCAGGCUUGGCCUACAUGAUCCGGUGAGCCCAAAAGCCAUCCCCUCACUUGGACAAUCCUGUUCCUGCUGCAACUAGAAAACUGAGCUGUUCUUUCAAAGUUGAUGGGAGGCUAAAACACCUGGAAUUCCCAUGGAAGGGUUGGCUUGAACUGGCAGGUAUCCAACGCAAACCAACGAGAAUGUCUUUGCAGACGGGAGUAGACAUCUCUGACGAAGAAACGUGCACCCUCUGCUCCCCCAGAAGUGUCACAAUGAGAAGCUGUGAGCGCUCCAGGACAGGCUUGGUUGUGGACUACGCCAGGCCUGGCCGUGAGGGAAAGAAAUCUUGGUCCAGUAAACUGCAUUGGCCAGUUGCCCCCCUUCACAGCCUGUUCCCUUUUUUUAAAAAAGUUCCCCUCUCCAAGAGGAAGUGUUUUGAAUUGUUGGGACUUUUCUACUUCAUGUUUUAUUUUGAUUUCUCCUUUCCUUAUAGCAUCCAUUUUGUGGCUAAAUUUAUACAUUUCUGAAAAUAGAAAGACUUCUGAAGGUUGGCUGCUGGAGACCCGGCCUAUGCAUACAGUGAUGCUCACUCCCGCGAGUGGUUCCGAGACAGGCUUGUAGACGUCAGUUUCUCGAUGGACUUCAGUUGUAGAAUCCAGAGUUGAAGUUGUCUUGCUGUUGAGCUAGAAUGUUUUUUAGUCUAUGCCGUGCUGUUAACUUUGAGUCUUAGGCAUAUUUGGUGGAAGAUGGUGCUCUGGUCGGAACUGUUUGUUUACAUUCACUUUAAUAAAACAAUUCACAGGUUUUCUGGUGGCUCUCUUCUCUUGAGGCAAAGAUAUGCCCUCAUUGAGUCUUUUGUGGCCAAAUAAUUGAAACCUGAUGGGUCACUCGAGGCCUAAGCGUGGUCUCCUCCCUCUUCUUUUUACUGGUUGUAGCUAAAAAUUCCAGAGCACCUGUCAAUAGAAGCAUCACAAGGACUUGGGUUGUGUUUUUAUGAGGAAGCAGACAAAUAUUCCUAGAGACUGCAAAAUAUUCUUGCAGCGGUUAGCGUUCCUUGUCCCAGGAACGGAAAAACCGUGGUCCUCCAGACAUUUAUGGGCUUCAGCAUCCUAUCAGCCUCAAGCAGUCGUGAUCAAUAGCCAGUGUUGCUUAAUAUUUGGUUCCUUAUUCCCUCCUUGACUUAUACCCUUCUGGUUCCCAUGUCGUUUUCCUUCUCUGUAAUGUGUGGGAUUAGCUCUGCAUAUUUCAUGUAACAUGACUGGUUGUUCUAGCUAACAAGUUCCAUUCAUUUCAGUAGCCGUGUUUUGACCUAGGCCUACAAUUUUAUUUUCUCCUGUAUAAGUUAAGAAUAAAGAGGCGGUGAAAGAGGAAACAUUCCACUUGCAAAUGUCCAUGAUGCGAUAUAUUAAAAAACCAACACUGUUUUUUGCAAA